CCGCUUCGUGCAUGGGCAUCAUGGACAUCUGCGGUAGCUUCUGAACACAGUCACCUGCAAUUGCAAAAAUAUCUGCAACUGUCUCUGCAUUGCAUCAUCAACUCUGGAUGCCGCUCCCGGCCGAUGGCCUGGGCUUCGGAGCUUCCUCAUCACCCCCGCUCCAGUGGAUAUUGAGACGAUGUCGGACGGGAGGCUGGGGACCAGUUGCACCUGCAUCUCGUCAAGUGACAAGAGAUGGGAUGAUGUUUACAACAGCCACGACACCCCUUGCUAUUUAGCUUCUUUCUUCAUUUCAUCCUCUUUCCUCUUUGUUUUUCUAUGAAAAUUCAUCCAACCCUAUCUUUCUUGACAUAUUCCAGCCUGUCACCCGCAUCCUCCACUGGCGGCCAUUUCCCCACAGUCGCUUGGCAGCCCCGCAAGGACCGGGGCUGCAAGAAGCGUUUCUUGGCUGCUUGGAGCUAUUCAGAAUCCCCACCCUCAGAGCUUGUUAUCGGCCGGCCCCCUCCAAGUCCAAGCCAUUGACGAACCAAAGAUCCUGUUGUUCGUCCAGUCUUUGGUCCGACUCGGAUAUAAGUCUCGUCCAAGGUCGUGACGGCGAAAACAGACUUUCCCCCCUCUUGCUGUUCAUCCCCGUGCCCGCAAAGCCCAAGCACAAGCCCACCAUGUCACUGCAUCGUGUUGCGUCGCUCGAAACUUUCGCCAUCCUCCCAACCGACCAGAGAUCAAGGAGGAGCUCCGAUGCUUCGGCUCGCGCCCGCAAAUUAACCUUCAACCCACUCCCGCAAGAAUGGGAUCCUCCAGCUGGCCUGGACCAACUUCAUGCCGUUGGCGCCUUUGAGGUGCCUCGCUGGAAGCGUCUACUCCAGGUUGCCGCCGCCGUCUUCUACUGCCUCUUCGCGUCCGGUGUUGUCUUUGGAUAUGCCGCCAUCAAGCCAGUCCUCAAGUCGGAGGGUGCCUACAAAGAUAUCUGCUCAGCCCCGGGCGGGCUAGUCAGCGAGGACACAUGCAUAGAGAUACAUCUGAACUUGAUGUUCACGGUGGCCGCUGUGGCUACGAAUGUUGCUGCUCUCCCUAUUGGAGCUAUCCUCGAUCACUAUGGGCCUCGGGUGUGUGGUAUACUUGGCAGUCUCUUCCUGGCCAUUGGCGCGGCGCUGAUGGCCAACGAGAGCCGCUUGCCUUUUGACGGCUUGUUGUUUGGUUAUCUUUUCCUGGCUCUGGGAGGCCCCUUUACCUACAUCUCGUCGUUCCAGCUGUCCAAUGCCUUCCCCAAAAACUCGGGCCUCAUUUUGGCCCUCUUGACGGGCGCUUUCGACGCCUCCAGCGCCUUGUUCUUGGUGUACCGGAUCGUCUUUCAAAAGUCAGAGGGCGCCUUUGGACAUCAGCGGUUCUUCAUGGUGUACUUGAUUGUACCUGUGGUGAUCAUCAUCUUGCAGUUUACGCUGAUGCCAUCUCAGUCUUACAAGACGGUUGGUGAGCUGGUGGAGGAGAUCGAGGAGCCAGUCGCCGAGGAACCGGAUGACCAGGUUGACGAAGAAACCGCCCUGCUCCAGGAGGAGGAAAGACAACAUCGCGCCGAUGUCAUCGAGGGUCUCCAGAACGUGCUCGGCUCGGCCAAGGCGGACAAGCAAGCGAAACGCGAGGAGCGCAAGAAUGAGAUCUCGGGUGUCUGGGGUGUCAUGCACCCCUACACGUCUUGGGAGCAGAUCAAGUCCCCUUGGUUUAUCUUGAUCUGCGCUUUUACUGUUAUCCAAAUGACCCGCAUCAAUUACUUCGUUGCCACAAUUCGCGCCCAGUACGAAGCCAUCUUUGGCUCUAUCGAAAAAGCGGCCGAGAUCAACGAAUUCUUCGACCUCGCUCUCCCCAUCGGCGGUAUUCUCAGCAUUCCCUUCAUUGGUAUGAUUCUCGACCACACCAGCACCGUUACCGUGCUUGCCUGCCUCGUCACAUGCGCCACCACGAUCGGCGUCCUGGGUAUCAUCCCGCAGACAUGGGCUGCGUACGGAAAUAUUUGCCUGUUUGUUCUUUACCGUCCAUUUUAUUACACGGCGGUGUCGGACUACAGCGCCAAGGUGUUUGGAUUCAGGACGUUUGGCAAAGUUUACGGUACGAUUAUCUGCCUGUCUGGCGUCUUCAACUUCUCGCAGUCUGGGUUGGAUUUCUUGUUUCACCAAACCUUCAAGGGCAAUCCUCUACCGGUGAAUGUGAUGUUGUUGAGUUUGGGGCUGGCAGUUGGUCUCGGGCUGGUAGGCUUCGUGGCUAUCAAGGCAAAGAUGAUCAAGAGGAAGAUGCUUUCAGAGGAGGCAUACGGUGCGUUCAGUGACCCAAGGUGGAAUCACUAGGGGAGGUCCAGCUUCAGCAAGAAGAGCAGGAGAAACAGAUUGUCGCGGAGUUACCAGAAUAGCGGGGGUGAGUUGUAAAAAGAAACAAGAAGAAUGUUGGAAAGGAAAAGGACAAGGGAUUGGAGGACCAUAAUGGUGUUUUUGUGUGACAUGGACAAAUCGGUUUGGAUGAUACCUGCAUGGUGGGAAGAGGAACGCAUGGGCACAUGGCGAUGGCGCACUAAGGAUUUUUCGUUUAACGGGGCAUUUAUGUUGAGCAUGAGUGGUAAGCAAAGCAGUCGAAUAUUUAACAUUUGCAUAUCGGACCUUUGCCCGCUUUCUCUCUCGUGAUACCUUGAGUACGGGUUACAGUUGCUGCU
Podospora pseudopauciseta is the source of this 2698-nucleotide messenger RNA. RefSeq lists its product as uncharacterized. The record is from RefSeq and is a predicted model, not a curated record. Gene Ontology annotation, biological process: transmembrane transport. The transcript has 3 exons. Gene Ontology annotation, cellular component: fungal-type vacuole membrane. Bases 663 to 2339 code for a protein of 558 amino acids. NCBI's taxonomy places the organism in Eukaryota, Fungi, Ascomycota, Sordariomycetes, Sordariales, Podosporaceae. Gene Ontology annotation, molecular function: transmembrane transporter activity.